Telopea speciosissima is the source of this 3217-nucleotide messenger RNA. RefSeq names its product CRM-domain containing factor CFM3, chloroplastic/mitochondrial. The transcript has 9 exons. Gene Ontology annotation, biological process: RNA splicing, via transesterification reactions. The record is from RefSeq and is a predicted model, not a curated record. NCBI's taxonomy places the organism in Eukaryota, Viridiplantae, Streptophyta, Magnoliopsida, Proteales, Proteaceae. The coding region runs from base 1 to 2757 and encodes 918 amino acids. Gene Ontology annotation, molecular function: mRNA binding.
AUGGAUAUCUCUCUCUUUUCGCGGCACAUAUUUCCUUCAUAUUCUCUUGCCUCUCCUCCUUCCCAUCCUCUGUUGUCAUUUCCAUUGAAUAGAGUUUCUUCUACUUCUCAUUCUUAUCUUUCAUUUUCCUUCUUCAUUCCUCAAACCCGAAAAUGCUCAUUCUGUGGCUUUAGAACCCUCAAGCUCCAGACGUUCUGUUCUUACCAAACAGUCCAACUUGAAUCUGAAGAACCAGAAAACACCCAAUUUGCGUACAAGACCAAAAGGAAGAAGAGAAAGCUAAAACCCAGCUUUUAUGAACAAAUUCGUGAUCGAUGGUCUCAGAAAAUUGGUUCUCAGAGAGCUAAGUUUCCAUGGCAAGAAGAAGAAAAAAAACAACGACAGGAGGAGGACGAGGAGGAAAAACCUGAAGUGGAAGAAAAGGGAGUAGAACUGGCGCUGGCUGACCCAAUGAGUUUUGCUUUAGGGAAUCGCUCAGUUUCAGCUCCCUGGACUCAUGGAAGCAAACCCAGUAGAACCAAUUCCUACUCUGCAACUGAAAUUGAUCAGAGCACGUUGAGUGGUUUGGGAGAAUUUACUGAAAUUCGGGAGUUUUCUGAAAAGAAUGGCCCUAGUAUGACUGUAAUCCAGAACAAUGGAAGUCUUGAGGAAGAAAAAGGAAAUGACAAAUAUAUGGGUUCUGUUGCUAAUGUUGAUGCACCGCCACUUGAUCUAGCAGAGGAGGAAUUAAAUGUCUUUAGUGAGGAGCGGUCUGGUUCCAAAGAAAGUGUUGGCGUUCGAGUUGGCUCAAGUGAUAAUAGGGACCUGAUUCGGUUACCAUGGGAGAGGGAGAGUCGUUCAGACUCUAUUGACCAAGACAGGCGGAGAAGGAACCAUACCGUACUGGCAGACAAGAUGGUUCCUGAAGCUGAAUUGCGGAGGCUGAAGAAUUUGGCCUUGGGGAUGAAGCUGAGGAUAAAAGUUGGAGCAGCAGGUGUUACGCAGGCUUUGGUGGAUUUCAUUCAUGAAAAGUGGAAGAUAGAUGAAGUGGUGAAACUAAAAUUUGAAGGGCCGCCUGCACUAAACAUGAAAAAGAUCCAUGAAGCUUUAGAGAGUAAUACUGGAGGUCUGGUGAUCUGGAGGUCUGGCAGCUCACUUGUGUUGUACAGAGGAAUGGCUUAUGGGCUCAUUUGUGUGCAUUCCUAUAGCAAACAGAAUGAAGCUAUUCAAAAUAUUGCCUGUCAUUCGAGAGAUUCAAAGAUUGGUGCCUUCGUGAAUGUAGGAGUAAAUGAUCUUAUCAAGACUAAGGAACCAUCUAGUGCUGGUCUUUUAGUAUCCUCUACUGAUUUGUCUGAGGAAGAACUCAUGGAUAGAAGUGAUAUUGCCAAUUUGUUAGAUGAACUGGGUCCACGUUUCAGCGAUUGGUCUGGCCGUGAUCCACAGCCUGUUGAUGCAGACUUGCUUCCUGGGGUCAUUCCUGGCUAUAAACCACCGUUCAGGCUCCUUCCUUAUGGGAUAAAACAUUGUCUUGGCAACAAGGAAAUGACAAUGUUCCGAAGGCUUGCCAGAACGGUGUCCCCUCAUUUUGCAUUAGGAAGAAACAGGCAACUACAAGGCCUGGCCAUGGCUAUGGUGAAACUGUGGGGAAGGAGUGCUAUUGCAAAAAUAGCCAUCAAACGUGGUGUACAGAAUACCUGCAAUGAGAGAAUGGCAGAAGAACUCAAGAAAUUAACUGGGGGAACACUUGUCUCUAGAAACAAGGAAUAUAUUGUCUUUUACAGGGGCAAUGACUUCUUGUCACUUGCUGUUACGGAGGCAUUGUUAGAAAGACAGAAAUUAGCAGAACUCCAGCAAGAUAAGGAAGAGCAAGCACGACAGAAGGCUUGGCUUGUAAUUGUUUCAAAUGUCAAGGCUCCAAGAGGUCCAUUGGUUGCUGGUACCCUAGCUGAGAGCAUGGCAGCAGAUGCUCGUUGGGCAAGUCUACCAAGCAGUGAGGAAAUGGAGAAAAUGAGGAAAGAUGCUGCUCUGGCCAGACAUGCUUCACUAGUCAGCUACCUUGAGAAGAAGCUGAAGCAUGCACAAGAGAAAGUCAGGAAGGCAGAGAAAGCUUUAGGAAAAGUGCAGGAGUUUCUGACGCCAGCAGAGCUCCCUACUGAUUUAGAAACCAUAACUGAUGAGGAGAGAUUUUUGUUUCGUAAAAUUGGUCUGAGUAUGAAACCCUUCUUGCUUCUAGGGAGAAGGGAAGUUUUUGAUGGUAUUGUGGAGAACAUGCACUUGCACUGGAAGCAUCGGGAGCUUGUGAAGAUAAUUGUGAAAGGAAAAAGUUUUGCACAAGUCAAGCACAUUGCUAUCUCUCUUGAAGCUGAGAGUGGUGGAUUGUUAAUUUCUUUGGAUAAAACUACCAAAGGUUAUGAAAUUGUCAUCUAUCGUGGGAAGAACUAUCAACGCCCAGAUGCAUUGAGGCCCCGGAAUCUAUUAAGCAAGAGGCAAGCAUUAGCCCGAUCCAUUGAGCUUCAGAGGCGUGAGGCUCUGAAUCAUCAUAUCUCAGAACUACACCAUAGAAUUGAGAUGCUGAAAUCUGAACUGGAUCAAAUGGUCGCUAUCAAGGAUCCUGGGGAUGGAUCAUUUUACUCUAGGUUGACUGAUGCUUAUUCAGAUGAUGAUGAUUAUUCAGAUGAUGAUGAUGAUAUGGAGGAGGAAGGUGAAGAGGCAUACCUUGAUACUUAUUAUGCUAGUGAUGAGGAUGGUGUCACCGAAAAUGAGAGAUUUCAUGUCUGACAAGGAAUCAAUGCCAUGAGGUCCAUGACUUACCCAUUCCAAUUGGAGCUUGAAAGAGUAGUCGGACAGAGGGUAAGAAGAUUGAUUAAUCCAUUUGUACCGUGAGGAAGAUUGCAUGAGAUCAUGAAAAGAGUUAAAAGCAUUUCAAAUUUAUCUUAUAGAUCUCUGUAUUUAAUCAAUAGUGAAUGCUUCAUAUGUCGGGCUUUGACUUGAGUUUUGUUUUCUGCGUCACGCCAAAAUUGCCAUCUUGUACUGGCACAAUUUGAGGUUUCAUAACUGUUGGUUCAAUGUAAUACAGAGCUAUAAUAGAGUUUUCUUAUUGUAAUGUACUGCUACUUACGGUGAUAUCAGUUGGUCUCAGCCAUCUAAAGAGUUACUUUCUUGCUGGAACUGCAUAGCUUUUUAGCAAUCACUCAUGGUAUUUUAAGUGGAAAAAGUGAAUACGGAAUUGCAUGGUGUU